CCAAGGAGACAAGGUCAGAGGUCGCUUGAAAGGCGCGACAAACAUGCGCGAAAGUUCGAUUUGUGUGUUGUUGCUGCUAGAAAUUGAAAUUAUAUGGUAGUUUAUCUUAGUAUGAUGGCCUCGCUUAGGACGGAGGUUCUAUCGAUCUACAGGACAAUACUGAGGACAGCCAGAACUUGGAAAUCGCUGUCAGGCAACCAGCAGGAGACCCAGGAAGAGGCGAAGUACAUCAGAGAAGAGGCGAGGGCGCUCUUCAAGAAAAAUAAACACCUUACAGAUAAGGAAGAAAUCAGACUAUGUAUAAGAGAAGCUGAAACUAGACUUGAAUUAGCACAUCAUUAUGGGAUUCCAUAUCCAAGACCAGUGAACCUGCCUCCCAUGGGCCUGGGAGGACCUCAGAGGAAAGGGAAGAAAGUACAGGAGAGACUCAGACACCAGGCCAAGCCAGUCUACCUACAUUCCCAUGAAGAAAUAGAAAAGUAGACAUCAACACAGCAAACUGUUCUUUAUUCUUGCUUAUGUGCUGUCAGCAAAAAACUCUUAAGAUAUAGGUGUUGACAAUGUUUGAGUAGUACAAUAUGCAAAUUAGAAAGCCAUGUUGCAAUUUUGAAUUGUACUCACAGCCCAAAUUACUUUGUUAGUCUGCCUAUUUUCAUAGAUAUUGUAGUACAUCCCUUGAUUCAUGAUCAUGUGCUCAUAGCAAAAUAUGAGUCAAAAUAAAUUUCUUUAUCUUGAGCAGCAGUUAUGUACAUUACAAAAUAACCCUUACAAUGUAAAGGUGGUCCACACUUGUUGAAAUCCAAACAUACUAAAUUACGGAAACAAAAUGUGACUACAUGUAUUAUACAAAGGGAGGACAUGUUUGUACCACCAAAGCAAGUCUGCCCGCUAGAUCAGUAAAAUAAAGAAAACAAUGAGUUUCAGGAUGUCCGAAUAUGGUAUAAAUCUUUUUCUUGGUUAAGUAAAGAAUAUAGUGUUACAU
Messenger RNA from Branchiostoma belcheri (Belcher's lancelet), 982 nucleotides. RefSeq names its product LYR motif-containing protein 1-like. The transcript is spliced from 4 exons. NCBI's taxonomy places the organism in Eukaryota, Metazoa, Chordata, Leptocardii, Amphioxiformes, Branchiostomatidae. The record is from RefSeq and is a predicted model, not a curated record. Bases 94 to 483 code for a protein of 129 amino acids. Gene Ontology annotation, cellular component: mitochondrion.